AAUGACGAGAGCAGGAGCGACAUCAAGAAAAAGGGACUUCUUUACAACGUCAACGGAGGCAAGAAAAUGAGCAUGAUCAUGAUUGCAAAGAACCCACCACUGUUGACUGCUUCUAAGAUCAUGAUCAAACCAAAACUUCUUAGGAAAAAAGUUAGUUUUAACACUAAGUUCUUGGAGUUCUUGUUCUUGUACGCCCACGCGAUUGCUUUGUACACUAAGUUUUGAGAAACACGCGAUUGCUUUGUUCAUAAUUUCGAUUUGUUUGACUCGGGCGGAACAAAUUGAAGAGUUUAUAUAUUUAUAAAUGUUGAAAAUACGUUCUCCAGGAGCUUGUGUCUUGUUGGCCACCCGUUCAGGAACCGCUAAAAGCAUGUCCUCUGCAGCACCUUCAGCACCCGCUUCAUCAUCAACCUCCUUCGUUUUUCUGCCUGACGAAGAGUCUGCUGCACGACAGAGGGACUCAGGGAUAAACAACGUGGAUGAAUGGCUGCGGGGAUCGAUUGCGUCGUUGGAUUCCUGGUUGAAGAAGACGACACAGGAACUGCGAGACGGUGCUUUGCAACGAAAGAGCGUUAGGAGUAGCGAGAUUGAUCACGAUCUGGGGAAGAAAGUUGCGACGCUAGAGGCAGCACAUGCGCGAAAGGUCGAAGCUUUGAGGAAAACGCUGGAAGAAAGGGGGAGAGCGUAUUUGGGAGAGGGGUUCCGACUCAAAAUUCCAGCAGUGGCGAAACAAGAACAAGAAGUAGAUGCAAAAAAUGAUGAUCAGGCUGUGAAUCCACCAGGAGGAGGAGCUACUCCGUCCCCUAGUAGAGGUACAACAUCAAAACCUGAUAGAGUUGUGGAUGGAAGAGGAGGGUCACCUUCUUCAUCUUCCUCCUCCUCACCUUUAAAAAGAGCAGUAGACGCAAAGCCUCCGAUCGACAAUCAAGUCGUGGACAAAUUUCUCUCCGCUUUGCACGCACUUCUGACGGACGAGAAAAAGGCUCUCACGGUUGGUCACAGCCUCUUCUCCUCUUUCGGAAACGGCAUAUCACUACGACAGCCGAGUAUCGAGGAACACCAACAAGGGGCUUGUGCUACUUCAAUCGUCUCAGUACUUAGGAAGUUCUUCAGCGAUGUUUUGCAGAGUUGUUGCACCAUGCUACUAUCAUCUUCCUCCAGCAAGAACUCCAUGAUCCAAGAACAACAAGUGAUUGCCCCAAUAGAAGACGUCAUCUCCUGUCAUCUAGAGUCUAUCCGCAGAGUUCUGAGGCCUACAUUUGAGGCUGCUGCGAGAGAUCCACAUCUGACCACAGAGGAGCUCGUGAAUACUUUUCCGGAAAAGACAAGCUCAAGCUCAACAUCUUUGUCAUGGUCUCAAUUCCGCAGCUUUUGGAGGAAUGUGGUCCACGCUGUGUACAUGGACCUGAAUCGAAGACGGAUGAUGGAGAUUCGAGGACACGAGGCAGUUGAUGCUGGUGACGACGCAACUACAAAGAGGAAGACUUUGGAGCAGACGAGUGACCGAAACGUCAAGAAGGAAACGGCAAGUGGACAACCACCAGAACCGCUUGCACUGUCCUUGCCGACGAAAGAAGUACGGGAACAGUCUCCACCAAAAAAGACAUCGUCCCCUCCACCAUCUGGAGGUGGAGCUAAUGCUAAUGCUAUCUCAGCCGCCGAAUUAGAAGCGAGUAUCAUUUUGCUGGAUGAGCUAAGUCCAAUCGCAAGGGUUCCUGAUCAAACUGCUAGUGCUAGUAGUACAAUUAGUGCGAAUAGUACCAGUGCUAAUGUUCUUCCUGAUCCUGUGGCAGCGGCAGCAAAAGCGACGAAGAAAAGACUCCUGUCUCGAAGUCCAACAUUCAGUACUUCUACAUCAUCUGCAGUCUCCUUGCCGCCAGAUGGCGGAGUUGCAGCGACUGCGACGAGUAGCAGCAUUGCGCCAGUCAUAGCGGUCGAGCCCAGCAUGCCAGCAUCAUCGUCUUUAACUUCAUCAAGAACAAAACCAGCGAAGUUGUAUGAAUCAGGACCACCAGCAAAGCCUGUUGUAGGUCUAGGUCUGUCGAGUGAAGAUUCACCAAUCAAAGAGGCGCUUGCGUCUUCUUCAUCUUCACGGAUCAUCUUAGAAGCGAGAGCGACAAAUGCACUGCCUCCUUCUCGAAUAUUAGCGAUGAGUAAACAGGACCCGACUAGUACUAGUAGCACACCGAGUAGUCCUAGUCGGGGCGCACAGAAAAGCCCCAAGUUAGCUGGUUCUUCCGCUGUGAGGAAAAUACCAAAAAGUUCAUCAACCUCAGACGUUACUUUGCUCGAUAAGAUACGAGAAUUACAGCAGGUGCGCGAGGCUUUCUUUCAGAAAGACGAGCUUGUAGUUGGGAAGGGAGACGGUAAAUUAGUAACUGUCGUGAUAGACAUUUUGUUCUUCAUAGACAUUUUAAAAAUUUCCUAGGCCCUCCUCUCGCAUCGUAACAAGAACAAGAACAUACUUAUUCGAAGACUUAAAAUUAAUGGAAGUAAGUUUAAGACUACAUUACUUAGCUCUCUAAGUUAGUAGCUCUCUUAGAUCACUUUACUCUGGUACUUCAGUUUAUCGAAUAAAAAUCAAGAACCAAAACAACUACAGGCACUAGAAGUACCAGAGAUCCUCGUCAAGCGCCAGCACCAGACGACUCCCCAGUGCCAAGAUUCGGAUUGCCUGAGCGACAAACUGAAAAAACUGCGCAGUCCUCCUCAGCAAGAAGUACGCCAGCCGCUGGCGCUGCACCAGCAAUUGUUCCUGUAAAACGGAUUUUAGGUGCUGGUACAACAAGUGGAGCAAGCACUCCACUCCAAUACAUCAACAACAACGACAUCCGAGAAGUAGAGAAGAACAAGAAGGAAGACCUGAAAGCGAAAUUCUCAAACCAAGGAACCCUGUUCCUUGGAAGUAAUCUCGAUGAGACAGAGAUGACCAUCAAAAGGCAGUGGGAAGAGCUUGAUCACCUUCUCUUUGGUGUUAACGCUCCUGUACAACUCGGUGCAGAUAGAAGAAGGCAGCAAAUAAGUUGUAGAGACCUCCAGAGGACUCAAGAAAAGAAGAAAAAUCCACCUGAUAAAACUUUAAUGUCAAUAUCCACCCUUACUGGCACCGCGAACGCUACUUCUACUACCUCUACCAGCAACACUGCUAAGAAGAAAAAAGCCAAUACGACCUCAACCUCUUGUCCUCUACGCAGAAAUUCGUCAAUCCAGUCUCCGCCAUCAUCUCCUCUAUCGAAGUCAAGACAGGAUUGGGACCGCGAUUUGGAGGACUUUCAAUUAUCACCAGAAGCUCUAGUCGAUGUAGAAAAAGAGAUAGCACAGAGGCACGCGGAGGUCAAGAAAGUGGGAGAAAAUCGAGCGGAAGAUUUGUUUUAUGGGAGCAGUCUGAUGAAGGAGCAAGUAGCUAGAAGUAGCGUUUUGACUUUAUUGAUGGUUCUGGGUGAAUGGUGCCUCUAGUUGUACUCUACUAGUUGUAUUAUUUUACCCUGAAGCGAUCUCUACCAAAAUUUGUAGCACUCUAGUUGUAUUUUACCCUGAAGCGAUGUCUACCGUUUUGAUCUACUGCAUGGUUCUACCUUUUCUGCAGUUUCAGCUACUAUCUGAUUUGAUUAUCCCCGUCCGGUCCUAUAAGAUGCUAAUAUAUUUAAUAUAUAAUUCUUGUUCCUCUUCGCCAUGAUCGGAUGAUUGAUCCCUUUUUUAAUCUUCUGAAGCAACAUCGACAGCGAAGAAAAAGCUGGCGCAACGUUUGCUCCUUGAUAUUGAGAAAGAGUGGGAAAACGAGGUGCUGAGAAAGCGGGAUGCAGACGUGGACAUCUCCUUCUAUCGCAGUCCUACGGAUGACGGGGAGAUGGAAGAUGAUGAUGAACAAAUAGUUGAUCUCUAA
Molecule: messenger RNA, 3883 nt
Organism: Amoebophrya sp. A25
Lineage: Eukaryota; Dinophyceae; Syndiniales; Amoebophryaceae
Source: the annotation of a GenBank genome assembly